Naumovozyma dairenensis CBS 421 is the source of this 483-nucleotide messenger RNA. It is a transcript of the gene RPL21B, whose product is annotated as 60S ribosomal protein eL21. Gene Ontology annotation, biological process: translation. The transcript has 2 exons. The record is from RefSeq and is a predicted model, not a curated record. Gene Ontology annotation, cellular component: cytosolic large ribosomal subunit; ribosome. Bases 1 to 483 code for a protein of 160 amino acids. Gene Ontology annotation, molecular function: structural constituent of ribosome. NCBI's taxonomy places the organism in Eukaryota, Fungi, Ascomycota, Saccharomycetes, Saccharomycetales, Saccharomycetaceae.
AUGGGUAAAUCACACGGUUACAGAUCUCGUACUCGUUACAUGUUCCAACGUGACUUUAGAAAGCACGGUGCCAUUGCUUUGUCUACCUACUUGAAGGUCUACAAGGUUGGUGACAUUGUUGACAUCAAGGCCAAUGGUUCUAUCCAAAAGGGUAUGCCACACAAGUUCUACCAAGGUAAGACUGGUGUUGUUUACAACGUUACCAAGUCCUCCGUUGGUGUUAUCAUCAACAAGAUGGUCGGUAACAGAUACUUGGAAAAGAGAUUGAACUUGAGAAUUGAACAUAUCAAGCACUCCAAGUGUAGACAAGAAUUUUUGGACAGAGUUAAGAGUAACGCUGCCAAGAGAGUUGAAGCUAAGGCUAAAGGUGAAGCUGUUCAAUUAAAGAGACAACCAGCUCAACCAAGAGAAGCUCGUGUCGUCUCCACUGAAGGUAAUGUUCCUCAAACUUUGGCUCCAGUUCCAUACGAAACCUUCAUUUAA